UGAUUGGACGUCCAGUGCUUAUCUUUAUAACCCUCCCCAGCAGACAUGCGAGUUGCGUGUCUGUGGCUGUCCCUAACCUAUUUGGUCACCAACCUCGACGGGUUGGGGGCACGGGAAUACAACAACUCAGCCAUUUUUGGCGGGGGUUUAUUUGUGGAUGCAGAAGGGCUGCUGAACCUGUCAGCUCCGUAUACGCCCAACCGGACAAAUGUCUUCUCGCUUGACCUGGACGACGGCACGCUCGCGGACUGGCGCUCCAUGGCAGUUAAGAAUUGCUACGGUGGAGAGUCCCAUAACCGGACCGUGAAAUCCCUACUGGUCCUGGCUUACUCGUUCAUCAUUGUCAUCUCGCUGUUCGGAAACACGCUGGUGUGCCAUGUGGUGAUCAAGAACAAGCGGAUGCACUCCGCCACGAGUCUGUUCAUCAUUAACCUCGCAGUGGCAGACAUUCUUAUAACGCUGCUCAACAUGCCCUUUACAUUGGUCCGUUUUGUGAAUAGCAGCUGGUGGUUCGGGAAGGGAAUGUGCCACAUCAGCCGGUUCGUCCAGUAUUGCUCCCUGCACGUAUCCACACUCACGCUCACGGCAAUCGCGCUGGACAGACGCCAGGUCAUUCUCCACCCUCUGAGGCCCCGCAUGUCCCCGGCUCGCGGUGUUGUGUGUGUGAUUCUUAUCUGGGUCAUGGCCAGCUGCUUCUCCUUGCCUCAUGCCAUCUACCAGGAGCUCCUAACCUUCGUGUACAGUAAGGAGAAGGUGCGCAGCCUUUGUGUCCCCGACUUCCCCGAGCCCUCUGACGUCUAUUGGCAGUGCAUUGACCUCCUCACCUUCAUCCUCCUCUACGUCCUACCCCUCCUCAUCAUCACCGCCGCCUACUCAACCGUGGCACGCCGCCUGUGGCGCCGUAACGCUAUCGGGGACACCACCACUGCGCAGUUCGCUGUGCAGCGGCGGAAGCGGCGGCGCACUCUGGCUAUGUUGUUGGUGGUUGUUGGGGUGUUCGCGGUAUGCUGGUUCCCUCUGAACUGCUACGUGGUGCUUCUCUCCAGCCAGGCCAUUCAGUCAUCCAAUGCCUUGUAUUUCUGUUUUCAUUGGCUGGCGAUGAGCUCGACGUGUUACAAUCCCUUCAUCUACUGUUGUCUGAAUCCCGCCUUCCGCCAGGAGCUAAGGCUGCUAUUGGGCAUGUGCCGGAAGAGGGGGCGUGGAGGGGUGGGGCCGGUGCUGGUGGCUCCACCCUCCUGCGCACUCUGCCACAGAGCCGCCUGGCCGGAGAGCCGCACCUGUUCUCGGCCUCUUCACGCCUCUUCACACCCGAGCCGUGCCUCCUCUCGGCCAAGCCACUCCUCGUCCUCUCACCAGCUUCCUAAAGACAGGCAUGUCCUUUUCUCUGCUAGACAUGCCAAUAAAACAGACAUCCUAUCAGUGGAGCCUAUAGUAGCUGUCAGUUAACUACAACUACCAGAAUGCACUUGGGUUGGGAUUGUGUGAAUGAUUGAGUUUAUUUGACAACUAAAGACAUGUAAAGUUGCUGCAUUUGGUGGUGAGUCCUGUUGAAGGACUACGUUAUUAGCUAAAGACAGUUGGGGUUCUAGAACAGGAAAUGUAUUAUCUUUUAACUUUCAUGACAGCGCCACCUUCGGGAAGAAAGGUUUCACAUUGAUGGGAACAGGGUGUGGUGAGGUCUGGCAACAAAUGCAACACCCAAACGAACAACUACUCUGUUAGCACAUAUUGUGUACACUGUGUAC
Oncorhynchus kisutch (coho salmon) is the source of this 1745-nucleotide messenger RNA. RefSeq names its product probable G-protein coupled receptor 83. Bases 46 to 1446 code for a protein of 466 amino acids. Lineage: Eukaryota; Metazoa; Chordata; Actinopteri; Salmoniformes; Salmonidae. Gene Ontology annotation, biological process: neuropeptide signaling pathway. Gene Ontology annotation, cellular component: plasma membrane. The record is from RefSeq and is a predicted model, not a curated record. The transcript has 4 exons. Gene Ontology annotation, molecular function: neuropeptide Y receptor activity.